AUGGGCGCGAAGCGAGGCCGUGGUGGCUACCCAGAAAACACGCAGGCCGAGGUGUUUGGGCCUAGCACUGUGAGACUCUUCGAUUUCUUCCAGUCGAGGCGCUUCGUUGCCUUCCUCGAGACACUGACCGGCAUCCGCAAUUUGACGGCCGAUAGCCGAAUGAUUGGAGGUGGCCCCUUCUCGAUUGUUAAGGGCGGUUUCCUCUCGCUGCACACCGACUUCAACAAGCACCAGACCUGCCAAAAGGGGUUGGUGGUCACACCAGGCUGGCGACGCCUAAAUUUGCUAAUGUACCUGAACGAGGGCUGGCGCGAGGAGUGGGGAGGCUCCUUUGAGUUGUGGGAGACCGACCCGCGCUACUCGUUCCUUCAAUAUUCAAAAAAAGUUCUGCCUUUGCUCAAUCGGAUCGCCAUCUUCUCGGUUACUGACGUCUCCAUUCACGGCCAUCUCGACUCGGUCAAUCACCCGCACGGCGAGGCCCGAAAGUCGCUAUCAUUCUACUAUUACACCCCCACGAUCGACGACGAGCCCCUGAUUACACCGUUGCUUCACGAGUCCAUCUACAUGCCCGGCCACGCAGCCCUCCGCUCAGUGGAACGAUGGCGCACAAUGGUGCCUAAGUAUACCGUCCGCUAA
Molecule: messenger RNA, 636 nt
Organism: Emiliania huxleyi CCMP1516
Lineage: Eukaryota; Haptophyta; Isochrysidales; Noelaerhabdaceae
Exons: 2
Coding region: 1-636 (211 amino acids)
Source: RefSeq, a predicted model, not a curated record